GGAAAUGGUUUUUAUUUUUAUGGAAAAAUAUAUUUUUUCAAAAUAAUAAUUUCCUAGUCUUUAAACUCAAUUUCAAUUUAAAUUGUUCAUUAAUUGUCUUUUUCUCUAUUAAAUUGGUAUUGCGUGUUUUUCGAUUCUCAACUGAUUAUAAAUCAUGUCACACAAUUACGUUGUAACUGCCCAUAAAUCAUCCACAGUGUCAGCAUGUUGCACCGGAAAUUUCACAUCACCCACAGAUCUCAAUUUAAUCAUCGCUAAAACAACUCGAUUUGAGAUUUAUUUGGUUACUCCAGAAGGUCUUAGACCUGUGAAAGAGGUCAAUGUCUAUGGAAGGAUCACCAUUAUGAAGUUAUACCGACCCAAGGGUGAAAAUCAGGACAGGCUUUUUAUCCUUACAUUUCGAAAUCAAAUUUGUAUUCUUGAAUGUGUUAAAGAUGGUGACAAUUUUGAGAUAAUCACCAAAACUCAUGGAGAUGUUGCAGACUCGGUUAAUCGACCUUCUGAAACAGGUUCAAUUGGAAUAAUCGACCCUGAAUGCCGAAUAAUUGGCCUUAGAAUUUACGAUGGACUCUUUAAGAUUAUACCCUUAGAUUUAGAUAAAGGAGAGAUGAAAGCUUUUAAUAUCCGAAUGGAAGACAUCUUAAUUCAAGACAUUCAAUUUCUCCAUGGAUGUUCAGUUCCAACUUUGGCUUAUAUUUCACAAGAAAAUUCGGCUCGUCAUGUGAAAACAUUGGAAGUUUCAGUGAAAGAUAAAGAGUUUAUCAAAGGUCCCUGGAAACAAGACAAUGUUGAAAGUGAAGCAUCCAUUUUAAUUGCAGUGCCUCAGCCUUUUGGCGGUUGUUUGGUUAUCGGUCAAGAAUCAAUAACAUAUUUAAAUGGUGAUGCUUAUGUAGCAAUUGCACCUCCAGCUUUACGUCACAGUACCGUUGUUUGUUAUGGACUAAUUGAUACCAAUGGAUCACGUUAUCUUCUUGGUGACAUGUCUGGAAGAUUGUUUUUACUUUAUCUUGAAAGAGAGGAUCGAUCUGAUGGAGGUGCUAAUGUUAAAAGUUUAAAACUCGAAACAUUGGGAGAAUGUACAAUUCCUGAAUGUCUUACUUACCUUGACAAUGGAGUUGUUUAUGUUGGCUCACGUUUAGGUGAUUCUCAGCUUGUAAAACUAAUUCUUGAGCCAAAUGAACAAGGGUCAUACCUUGAAACAAUGGAAAACUUUACCAAUCUUGGACCAAUUGUCGAUAUGUGCGUUGUUGAUCUAGAAAGACAAGGACAAGGUCAAUUGGUUACAUGUUCCGGUGCUUUUAAAGAAGGCACCUUACGUAUCAUUCGCAAUGGUAUUGGUAUUCAAGAACAUGCUUCAAUUGAUCUACCCGGUAUCAAAGGUAUUUGGCCACUUCGAUUGGGAUCAAUUGAUUCCAAAUUUGAUAAUCUAUUAGUUUUAUCGUUUGUUGGUCAAACUCGAGUUUUAAUGUUAAAUGGUGAAGAAGUUGAAGAAACCGAAAUCUCCGGUUUCGAUAAUAGUCAACAAACAUUUGCCUGUCAAAAUGUUUCUUUCCAUCAAGUGAUCCAAGUUACACCAACCUCCGUACUACUUGUCGACGUUGACACGAAAAAGUUAUUAAAUGAAUGGCGUCCACCCUCCGAUCAAACAAUUUCCGUUGUCUCUUGUAAUCCUACUCAAAUUGUUUGCGCUGCAAGAAAUAAACUCUACUAUUUAAAGAUCAAAGAAGGCUCAUUGGAACAAAUUAGUGAGACCAUAUUAGAACACGAAAUUGCUUGUAUCGAUGUUAGUCCAUUGGCCGAAGAUUCCGAUUCAACUGAAUAUUGUUGUGUCGGCUUAUGGACCGAUAUCUCAAUCCGAAUUUUACAUCUCCCUGAUCUCAAAGAACUACACAAAGAAAUGCUUGGUGGUGAAAUUAUUCCUCGAUCGAUAAUUGCUGUUACCUUUGAGGGAAUUAAAUAUCUUCUCUGUGCUCUUGGUGAUGGUUCACUUUUUUACUUUACUCUUCAAACUCGACCGGAUCAGGAAACUUGUUAUCUUACUGAUCGAAAGAAAGUUACCCUUGGAACUCAACCUACUGUACUUAAAACUUUCCGCUCCAAUGUUACUGUUAACGUAUUCGCCUGUUCAGAUCGUCCAACUGUUAUUUACAGUGCUAAUCAUAAGUUAGUUUUUUCAAAUGUUAAUCUAAAAGAAGUCAAUCAUAUGUGCCCACUUCACUCUCAAGCAUAUCCUGAUAGUUUGGCUCUUGCCAAUGAUAAUAGUCUAAUCAUUGGUACCAUUGAUGAGAUUCAGAAACUUCACAUUCGUACAAUCAGUCUUGGUGAAUCGCCGCGUCGAAUUGCUUACCAGGAGCAAAGUCAAACAUUCGGUGUAAUCACGAUGCGCCACGAUAUUCAAGACAUUGAAGGUUAUGUUCCAGCUCGUCAAAGUGCAAGUACAACAGCUCAAAACACUUCGCAUGCCCCGAACAUGGCUUCAGCCAUCAAACCAGGAAGCAGUUUAGCAAGUAACGCUGGAGACACAUUAGGCCAUGAGAUUGAAGUUUUCUCUCUUUUAAUUAUCGAUCAACACACAUUUGAAGUUCUUCAUGCUUUUCAAUUUACUCCAGCUGAAUGUGCGCUUAGUAUUGUCUCCGCUCGACUUGGAGAUGAUCCUAAUCCAUAUUAUAUUGUUGGUUCUUGUUUCGUUCACCCUGAAGAACCUGAACCCAAAUUGGGAAGGAUAUUUGUCUUCCAAUGGGCUGAUAAUAAGCUUCAAAUUAUCGCUGAGAAAGAAAUUAAAGGAGCACCAUAUUCGCUGUGUGAAUUCAACAAUAAACUAUUGGCCAGUAUUAAUAGUACAGUUCGACUUUUCGACGGAGCACAAAAAGAUUUACACAAUGAGUGUAAUUAUUUCAAUACAAUUCUCGCUCUUUAUCUUAAGGUGAAAGGUGAUUUUAUACUCAUUGGUGAUUUGAUGAGAUCGAUUUGUCUCUUAGCGUAUAAACAAAUGGAAGGAAACUUUGAGGAGAUCGCCAGAGAUUUCGAGCCAAAUUGGAUGACAGCUAUCGAAAUCCUGGACGAUGAUACAUUUUUAGGAGCAGAGAAUAACUUUAAUCUAUUUGUUCGUCAAAAAGACAGUGCUGCUACGAAUGACGAUGAACGAUUACCAUUGCAAAAUGUGGGGCAAGUUCACAUCGGUGAAUAUGUUAACGUUUUUAGACAUGGAUCUCUCGUGAUGCAACAUCCGGGAGAAAAUACCACACCGAUUCAAGGAUCUGUGCUUUUUGGCACCGUUUCGGGAGCGAUUGGUCUGGUUGCUCAAAUUCCUCAAGAUUUCUUUGAUUUCUUAUCGGAAGUACAAGGAAAAUUAGCCAAAAUAAUCAAAUCAGUUGGAAAAAUUGAUCACUCAGCAUGGAGAUCGUUCCAUACCGAUAGAGUAACUGAACUUUCAUAUGGAUUCAUUGAUGGAGAUUUAAUUGAAAGCUUCCUUGAUUUAAGUCGUGAUAAGAUGAGUGAAGUUGCCGUUGGAUUACAUAUUGAUGAUGGCAGUGGAAUGAAAAAAGAAUGCACAGUUGAUGAUUUGGUGAAAAUUGUCGAAGAAUUAACAAGAAUUCAUUAAUUAUUGAUUUUUAUUAAAGCAAAAACAACUAAUUGAAAAACUAAUCAUCCACUAAGACCCAAAAAACACCAAAGGAUUUUCAAAGAAAGUAACCAAACAAGAACAAAAUGAACAGGAAAAGGAAACAUUUGAAUAGCAUUUUCAUUCAACGAUUUCUUGUAAUCUUUUCUCACCUUUGUCCAUUUCAAUCAUAUACAUAAAAACAUCAAAUUAGAGAUGAAAUUGUCUCUUAAAUCAACGCAUCUCAUUUUUCCAUCAUCUUAAUACAAAUGUAAUAAAAAGCAAUUACCACCAAGAGCCAUCGGUAAUUGUUUUCGUUAGUGAAAAUUAUCACAUCCAAUAUUCAAUAAACAUCAAUGGUAAUAAAAAAA
Messenger RNA from Panonychus citri (citrus red mite), 3972 nucleotides. Its product is annotated as DNA damage-binding protein 1-like. Gene Ontology annotation, cellular component: site of double-strand break; nucleus. The transcript is spliced from 6 exons. The coding region runs from base 155 to 3601 and encodes 1148 amino acids. Gene Ontology annotation, molecular function: protein binding; nucleic acid binding. NCBI's taxonomy places the organism in Eukaryota, Metazoa, Arthropoda, Arachnida, Trombidiformes, Tetranychidae. The record is from RefSeq and is a predicted model, not a curated record. Gene Ontology annotation, biological process: proteasome-mediated ubiquitin-dependent protein catabolic process; DNA repair.